Stegostoma tigrinum is the source of this 15206-nucleotide messenger RNA. RefSeq lists its product as uncharacterized. The record is from RefSeq and is a predicted model, not a curated record. The coding region runs from base 12382 to 13557 and encodes 391 amino acids. NCBI's taxonomy places the organism in Eukaryota, Metazoa, Chordata, Chondrichthyes, Orectolobiformes, Stegostomatidae. The transcript has 3 exons.
GCUUCCUGUUACAGAAGUGUUCACAAAACAACGCUAUGUUAACACUUCUUACAAAAUAAGAUUUUGGGCGACUUAUUGACAAAUGUUCACAAGGUGCUGAAUCCUCUGUAUAAAAACCGCUUGUCUCAGCGCUGGGCGAGUGAGGUGACGUUUCGAAUGCAAGGAGUCAGGUUGAAACCCUGUCACUUCAAAGUGAAGGGAAUACUUGAAUAUCACCGUCAAUACGGAAAGCAUCGCAGAAGUGCUCGCUGCAAGAGAACAACUGGUGGACAGCUCAAAAAAUACUCCAGUGAGAGAAACCUACCCCGACUUCCUCUCCCACUUGGCCGUUCCGUCAGCACAGAAAAAAAAGCACAAAUGCAGCAUCCGCAAUUUUUUUUUAACUGAAACUCCCUGUUGAGCGCCACACAAUCCUGACGUUGUCAAAAACGCAAAGCGAAUUGAAAAGAGAGGACGGGUGAGAGCAAGUGGGCAGCCUGCACAGCUCCAUGAACCAAGUGUUGAAGUUGUGAGAAGCUCAUCAAUAGGCCUCAGCGAAGCAAACUUAAACUUUUAAAAGUCAGGAAUGGGCAACAGUUCUUCUCUGGGGCAUGUUCAGGCCGAUUGUCGCCAGGAGAGCAAAUGUAUCCACUGGCCAACAGAUGUGAGAAAUGAAGAACAGCUCAACCAAUGGCAUAGAGGUGCCACUGCUGUACUGCCAAUGCUUUCCCAUGCUUGGAAGACAGCUCAGGUGACCAUGACUGUAUACAGCAUCCAAAGUGACUGCCUGAAAGGAGUCAACAGUUCUUUGCAUAUCCACCGGAACCUUUCUUUUGCCAAAAAAGGAAACAAUUUUUUUAUAUCUCUGCAAUGAUAACUGCAGUUUUAGUUUCAAGCUAAAGAUGUGAUUUCAGAAUUAUCAUAUUGAAUAUUAACUGUUUUAUGUAAACUGAAGAUGUCAAUAUUGUUAGUUUUUAAAAAGUAACUUACGGUCUCUCAACAGCAUUAGCCAAUGUGUACUUUAACAUUACCAUGUGAAAAUUCAGCCAUGCCUCCUGUAUUUCUUUACUGGUGACUUGAAAAGUCAACAGGUUGUUCACAUUCACUUAGAUAUUUUAUUGGUUUGUUUCAAGAAACUUCUAUAUGAUUUGGUAUUGGUAUUGAUUAAGUUUGCAUUUCGCUUGUUUUGCAGAUUUCACAUUGACAAAAAAGAAUCAAUAAUUUUUAUCAAUAUCAACAGCUAUUGACUUGUACCCCAGUCUGUGUCACCUUCUGCAAAAGGGAAAACUGGAAUGGAGAACAAUUUAAAAAUCCUUCAUCAUUCUUAGAUCUUUCCAAUUGCAGCUCCAUUGAGGAGUUUUGAGGUCACAUUUGACAAUUUUGCAAGAUUCCCAGCAAAUCUUGUGUGAUCAUUAAAAUAAUAGUUAGUUUCCUGUGGUAAGAUUCAUAUUUCAGUAGUUCAUCACUGUGGAGGAGGUGGUGAGAGAGGCAGCAUCUAAGAAUUUUGACAGCACUGCAGUAUUGAAAUACCAGAGUGCAGGGAGUGGCAGAUGGCGUUUUAAUGUAGAUAAAUGUGAGGUGCUGCAUUUUGGAAAGACAAACCGUGCAGGACUUGUACGCUGAAUGGUAAGGUCCUGGGGAGUGUUGCUGAGCAAGGAGACCUUGUGGUGCAGGUUCAUAGUUCUUUGAAAGUGGAGUUGCAGGCAAAACGAUAGUGAAGAAGGCAUUUGGUGUGCUUGUCUUUAUUGGUCAAUGCAUUGAGUAUAGAGUUGGGAGGUCAUAUUGUGUCUGCGCAGGACAUUGGUUAGGCCACUAUUGGAAUACAGCAUGCAAUUCCGGUCUCCCUGCUAUUAGAAGGAUGUUGUGAAACUUGAAAGGGUUCAGAAAAGAUUUAGAAUGAUGUUGCCAAGGUUGGAGGAUUUGAGCUACAGGGAAAGGCUGAAUCGACUGGUGCUGUUUUCCCAGGAGUGUCAGAGAGUGAGAGGUACCUUUAUAGAGGUUUAUAAAAUCAUGAGAGGCAUAGAUGGGGUGAAUGGCCAAGCUCUUUUCCUUUGUGUUUGAGGAGUCCAAAACUAGGUGGCAUAGGUUUAAGGCAAGGGGGAAAAGAUUUAAAAGGAAUCCAAGGGGCAACCUUUUCACACAGAGGGUGGUGUGUAUAUGGAAUGAGCUGCCAGAGGAGGUGGUGGAGGCUGGUACAAUUAGAACGUUUAAAAGGUGUCUGGAUGGGUAUAUGAAUAGGAUGGGUUUAGAGGGAUAUGGGUUAAAUGCUGGCAAAUGGGACCACAUUUAUUUGGGAUGUCUUGUCGACAUGGACGAGUUGGUCUGAAGGGUCUGUUUCUGUGCUGUAUACCUCAAUGACUCUAUGACCUGCAGCUGUUUAAAGUCACUGAUUUAAAAUCUUGGAGCAAAAUCCCAGAAUUGUGUCACAACAAAAUACUGCCUCAAAGUGCUCCAGUAGGACAGUGUGCCCAAUUUUCUUAACUGCUCAUUUUGUAUUAACUAAAGUGAUUGAUCUUUGGGGCUGAAAUAUACACACCACCUUCAUGAUGAACAACAGGUGAAUGGACCUGUAUGACACUGCCAUAUCUGUCACUAAUCCACCUGGCCCUCCCUGAUUUCACAUACACAUGUAUAAAUUAGAUUCAGGACAAUGCCACGGAGCCCUUGGGCCAGCUUUGGCAUUCAAUAAGAUCAUUCUCACAUAUCAUUGAUAUCCAUUUGCUUCCUUGAGUGAACAUUCAGGAAUCUACCUUUGCUUUGAAACUGUUCAAGGACCGUGCUUCCACUAACUUUUCAGGAAGACAGUUCCAAAGACUCAUGACUGUGAGAAUUUCUUUUGCCCAAUCUUGGGUUUGCAUUGGGCAGUGACUCUUCGUUCUUGAUUCUCUCAUAAGAGGAAACAUCCUUUCUACAUCUAUGCUAUGAAAACCUGUCAGAAUUUUCAAUGUUUCAAUCAAGUCGCCUCUUAUUCUUCUAAAGUUACACAAAUACAGCCUAGUUGUCCAAAGUUUCCUUGUAAGACAAUCUUCUCGUUCUAGAUAUUAGUCUUGUAAACGUUCUCUGAAUUGCCUCCAACACAUUUAUACUUUCAGGUGACCAAUACCGUGCACAAUACACAGACACAGUCUCCCCAAUGCCUUGUAAAACUGAAGCAUAAUCUUCCUAAUUUGUAUUCAGUUCCCCUUGUAAUGAUAAAUGAUAACAUUAUAUUGGCUUUUCUAAAUACUUGCUGUAACUGCCUACUAAUCUUUUGCAAUUCAUGUACAAACACUCACACGUUUUUCUGUAUAUCAGAGCAAUGUAAUCUCUCACCAUACAGACAAUAUUCUUUUUAAUUCUUCCUGUCCAAAUGGAUAAUUUCUUAUUUACCCACAUUAUUGUUCAUUUGCCACAUCUUUGCCCUUUAAUUUUUUUUAAGAAAUACAGAGAAUUCUAGAGACACUCUAGGUUACAGGGUGAUCUAACUGAAGUUUUCAGGAUAUUAACAUGGAAAGGCAGGGUAGAUAAACUAUUUUGCUGGUUGAAGAUUCAAGAACCAGGAGGCAUAGUCUAAGAAUUGGGGCCAGGCCAUUCAGGAUAGAUGUUAGAAAGCACUUCUACAUGCAGAAAGUAGUGGAAGCUUGGUGCUAAUUCAGUUGCUAAAUUUAAAUCUGAUAUAGUCACCCAUUGUCAUCUACAUAUAAUCAGGGCAAAUGGGCACUUUGCACAUCUCACUCACUCCUUUCUCCUUGGUUUCUGUGGAUACACCGACGAACUGGUUGUGACUUAUCCCCUUUCGCAACUUAACCCAAAGACCCAGUCAAGAGGUGCUCAGACCACUGAUUAGUGGUUGUACAAGCCCCCAACCACUGUCAUGUCAUUAUAUCUCUUGUGGUACAAUCAUGUUCUUGGGUCCAGAUUCUGAAAGCUGGGUUUCCUGGCCAUAUAUUCCCACUCCCUUCUGAAAGCAAUCUUUGAAGAUCUCCCAGCUCACUGCAGAGCCAUGCUUUUCUGCUUCCCAAUCCUAGUGCUUCUAUUGCCACAUUCAUCAAUGGCUUUCUUUCAAGGCUUUCUGUCUAACUGCAGAAUACAGAGUCUGCAGGUAGCAUUUAGAACAAGAAAACCACUCAUGGCAGUGAGGUCACAAAAUAACUUUGUAUGUUGUCUCCUUAGAUUAAACUGGGCACUGGCAGGCUCCAAAUCCCAAUCCUUACAUCCAAAGAAUGGCUAUGUAUCCAUAUAUAUCUUAGCUAUUAAGUGACUGGUUUCUUAGCUGUGGUUCUGGAGCCACAGAUAGGACUGAAAAGGUAAAGAUGUAAUUAAUCUUUCUUAAAGUAUAUUGGUGUAACCAGAUAGGUUUUUAUGACAAUAUGAUAGUUACAUGGCCAUUGUCACUAAUGCAUUUGUUAAUCUCAAUUAAUCUUUUCUAAUGUUGCUAUUUGGUAAAUUUACAUUGUCAUUUUCAGUUUGUCAAAUCCAAUCAAUCAAUCAAUUAGUAAAUUUUCCCUCUGAAUUGAGAAUUCACAAUACUAAAUCAUUGUCAUUGUCAGCUUUCAGUCAAUUUGAGGAAGAUGUGUAGUCUAUCUCUAGUGGAAUAUGAAGAUUAUCUGACAUACAUGCAAUUUAACCAAUAAUCAUUGUAAAAUUAACAAACGAAAGAUUGUUGUUCUGAACUUCAUAAACCAUCAAAUCAAUCAAUUUGCUGUAAAUACUUGAUGGGGCGCGGUUAAGAGACUUAGCUAUAUCCUGCAUCUGAAUUUAGUCACAUGGUGAGCCAAAAACAGAUCAAAUUGACGACUCACUGCCAAAGUCUCUAAAUUGUUUCCAUUAUUUGGAAAACCUAAUGGCUAAAUUGACAAGAAACUUUACAGACUAUCCGAGUUAAUGUGACUUUUUGUUGAGCAGGAAUGUAUGUGUAACAUCAUCAGUAGCAGAGAAAACCUAGCCAGAUUCAGAUGCUUUGAGUUGGUCCCUAUCGACAAUGUUGCAUGCUGGCAAUGUCUUCAUUCAGAGGCUGGUGAACUUGUAGAAUUCUCUACUACAUAAGGUUAUAGAGCCAGGUCACUGUAUAUAUGCGGCAACAAAUAAAUUAUCUGGAUAAUAAUUGUGUUGAGACACUAAGUGAGCGACAGGGAUAAUAGUUUUCUUUUGAUUAAGGAUUUACUGUUACUAUGGUGAAUGAAAGACCAGGGUCAAUGGACAAAAUGGUUUACUUCUCCUCGCUUUUUGGGAGGAGAGCGAGAGCCAGACAGAGAGAGCACCAGGAGGCUGCCAGGAAGGUAAGGUUUCUUUCCCCACUUUAAAAAGCUUACCUGGAGCGGGAGCGGUCUUCAUUUUUGGGAGGAGAGCGAGAGCCAGACAGAGAGAGCAUCAGGAGACUGCUGGGAAGGUAAGGUUUUUUCCCCACUUUAAAAAGCUUACCUCGAGUGGGAGUGGUCUUCAUUUGUUUGGGCAGCGGCUGAACCCGAGACACUACACGUGUAGUGUCUCCCACCCGCCCUCCUCCUCUAACCAAAAAAAAGACUCGGUGGUGUGUAGAUAAGGUAAGGCUUUUUCUAGUUCAUGUUUCUUUAUAUAUAUCGUGUGAUUGCCAAAAACUUUUUGGUUCCUUUUUCAUUUAUCUAAGUUAAGUUUAAUAAUGUCAGGAGCUCUCACACCCGUGUUGUGCUCCUCUUGCUCAAUGUGGGAGCUCAGGGACAGGGCUGAUGUCCCUGACUCCUUCAUGUGCAGGAAGUGUGUCCAGCUGCAGCUCUUGUUAGACCGCAUGAAGGCACUGGAGCUGCGGAUGGACCCACUUUGGAGCAUACGCAAUGCUGAGGGGGGUCGUGGAUAGCACAGUUAGCAAGUUGGUCAGACCGCAGAUUAGGAUUGCUGAGGGAGAUAGCGAAUGAGUGACCAAAAAGCAGAGGAAGAGCAGGAAGGCAGUGCAGGUGUCCCCUGCGGUCAUCUCCAUCCAAACAGGUAUUCCAUUCUGGAUACUGUUGGGGGAGAUGGCUCACCAGGGGAAGGCAGCAGUAGCCAGGUUCAUGGCACCAUGGCUGGCUCUGCUGUACAGAAGGGCGGGAAAAAGAGUGGAAGGGCGAUAGUCAUUGGGGAUUCAAUUGUAAGGGGAGUAGACAGGCGGUUCUGCGGUCGAAAACGGGACUCCCAAAUGGUAUGUUGCCUCCCAGGUGCACAGGUCAGGGAUGUCUCCGAUUGGCUGCAGAACAUUCUGAAGGGGGUGGCCGAACAGCCAGCUGUCAUGGUGCAUAUAGGUACCAACGAUAUAGGCAGAAAACGGGAUGAGGUCCUUCAAGCAGAAUUUAGAGAGUUAGGAGCAAAGUUUAAAAGGUAGGACCUCAAAGGUAGUAAUCUCAGGAUUGCUACUAAUGCCACGUGCUAGUCAGUGCAGAAAUGAAAGAAUAGCCAGGAUGAAUGCGUGGCUUGAGAGAUGGUGUAGGAGGGAGGGUUCAGAUUUUUGGGACAUUGGAACCGGUUCUGGGGAAGGUGGGACUAUUACAAAUUGUACGGUCUACACCUGAGCCGGACUGGAACCAAUGUCCUUGGGGGUGCUUUUGCUAAUGCUGUGGGGGAGGGUUUAAACUAAUGAGGCAGGGGGAUGGGAACCAAAUAUUGGACAGAAAAGAGGUAGUAACGAAAGCCUGUAGGGAAAUCGAUGAUGGAGUCAGUGUGCCUAAAGGGAAUAGUAGUCAGAGAGCUGAUGAUGAACAUAAAGGGACAGGUGGUCUGAGGUGCAUUUGUUUUAAUGCGAGAAGUGUAGUAGAUAAGGCAGAUGAGCUUAGGGCUUGGAUCGGUACCUGGAGGUAUGAUGUUAUUGCUAUUACUGAGACUUGGUUGAGGGAAGAGCAUGACUGGCAACUAGUUGUCCCAGGAUAUUGAUGCUUCAGGCGGGAUAGAGAGGGAGGUAAAAGGGGUGGAGGAAUUGCAGUAAUGGUCAAAGACGAUAUAUCAGCCGCUGAAGGAGGGCCCCAUGGAGGACUCAAGCAGUGAGGCAAUAUGGGUAGAACUCAGAAAUAGGAGGGAUGCAGUAACAAUGCUGGGGCUGUACUACAGGCCUCCCGACAGUGAGCGUGAGAUAGAGGUACAAAUAUGUAAACAGAUAAAGGAAAGGUGUAGGAGAAACAGGGUGGUGGUGAUGAGAGAUUUUAAUUUUCCCAACAUUGACUGGGAUUCACUCAGUGUUAGGGGUCAAGAUGGAGCAGAAUUUGUAAGCUGUGUCCAGGAGGGUUUUCUAGAGCAGUAUGUAUGUAGUCCAACUUGGGAAGGAGCCAUAAUGGACCUGGUGUUGGGGAAUGAACCUGGCCAGGUGGUUGAUAUUAUAGUAGGGGACUACUUUGGAAAUAGCGACCACAAUUCCAUAAGUUUUACAAUACUCAUGGACAAGGAUGGGAGUGGUCCUAAAGGAAGAGUACUAAACUGGGGGAAGGCCGACUAUACCAAGAUUUGGCAGGAUCUGAGGAAUGUAGAUUGGGAGAAACUGCUUGAAGGUAAAUCCACAUUUGAUAUGUGGGAGGCUUUUAAGGAGAGGUUGAUUAGCGUGCAGGAGAGACAUGUUCCUGUGAAAAUGAGGAAUAGAAAUGGCAAGAUUAAGAAACCAUGGAUGACAGGUGAAAUUGUGAGACUAGCCAAGAGGAAAAAGGAAGCAUACAUAAUGUCUAGGCGACUGAAGACAGACGAAGCUUUCCAAGAAUAUCGGGAAUGCAGAGCGAAUCUGAAAUGAGGGAUUAAGAGGGCUAAGAGACAACAUGAGAUAUUGUUGGCAAACAUGGUUAAGGAAAAUCCAAAGCCUUUUAUUCAUAUAUAAAGAGCAAGAGGGUAACUAGAGAAAGGAUUGGCCCACUUAAGGACAAAAACGGAAAGUUAUGCGCUGAGUCAGAGAAAAUGGGUGACAUCUUAACGAGUACUUUGCAUCGGUAUUCACCAAGGAGAGGGACGUGACAGAUGUUGAGGUUAGGGAUAGAUGUUUGCUUAGUCUAGGUCAAGUUGACAUAAGGAAGGAGGAAGUGUUAGGUAUCCUAAAAGACAUUAAGGUGGACAAGUCCCCAGGUCCAGAUGGGAUCUAUCCCAGGUUUCUGAGGGAAGCGAGAGAGGAAAUAGUCGGGGCCGUAACAGCUAUCUUUGCAGCAUUCUUAGACACAGGUGAGGUCCCGGAGGACUGGAGACUUGCUAAUGUUGUCCCCUUGUUUAAGAAGGGCAGCAAGGAUAAUCCAGGUAAUUAUCGACCGGUGAGCCUGAUGUCAGUGGUAGGGAAGCUACUGGAGAAGAUACUGAGGGAUAGGAUCUAUUCCCAUUUGGAAGAAAAUGGGCUUAUCAGUGACAGGCAACAUGGUUUUGUGCAGGGAAGGUCAUGUCUUACCAACUUAAUAGAAUUCUUUGAGGACGUGACAAAGUUGAUUGAUGAGGAAAAGGCUGUAGAUGUCAUAUACAUGGACUUCAGUAAGGCAUUUGAUAAGGUUCCCCAUGGCAGGCUGAUGGAGAAAGUGAAGUCACAUGGGGUCCAGGGUGUGCUAGCUAAAUGGAUAAAAAAACUGGCUAGGCAACAGGAGACAGAGAAUAGGAGUAGAAGGGAGUUUCUCAAAUUGGAGACCUGUGACCUGUGGUGUCCCACAGGGAUCUGUGCUGGGACCACUGUUGUUUGUGAUAUAUGUAAAUGAUUUGGAGGAAGGUGUAGGUGGUCUGAUCAGCAAGUUUGCAGAUGACACUAAGAUUGGCGGAGUAGCAGAUAGUGAAGGGGAUUGUCAGAGAUUACAGCAGAAUAUCGAUAGACUGGAGAGUUGGGCAGAUAAAUGGCAGAUGGAGUUCAAUCCAGGCAAAUGCGAGGUGAUGCAUUUUGGAAGAUCAAAUUCAAGGGCGAACUGUACAGUAAAUGGAAAAGUCCUAGGGAAAAUUCAUGAACAGAGAGAUCUGGGUGUUCAGGUCCAUUGUUCCCUGAAGAUGACAACGCAGGUCAGUAGGGUGGUCAAGAAGGCAUAUGGCAUGCUUUCCUUCAUUGGACGGAGUAUUGAAUACAAGAUUUGGCAGGUCAUGUUGCAGUUAUAUAGGACUUUGGUUUGGCCACAUUUGGAGUACUGUGUACAGUUCUGGUUGCCACAUGACCAAAGGAUGUGGAUGCUUUGGAGAGGGUGCAGAGGAGGUUCACCAGGAUGUUGCCUGGUAUGGAGGGUGCUAGCUAUGAAGAGAGGUUGAGUAGAUUAGGAUUAUUUUCACUAGAAAGACGGAGAUUGAGGGGGGACCUGAUUGAGGUCUACAAAAUCAUGAGGGGUAUAGACAGGGUGGAUAGCAAAAAGCUUUUUCCCAGAGUGGGGGACUCAAUUACUCGCGGUCAUGAGUUCAAAGUGAGAGGAGGAAGGUGUAAGGGAGAUAUGUGUGGAAAGUUCUUCACACAGAGGGUGGUGGGCGCCUGGAAUGCGUUGCCAGCGGAGGUGGUAGACGCAGACACAUUAGCAUCUUUUAAGAUAUAUUUGGACGGGUACAUGGAUGGGCAGAGAGCAAGUGGACACAGACCGUUAGAAAAUAGAUGACAGGUUAGACAGAGGAUCUUGAUCGGCGCAGGCUUGGAGGGUCAAAGGGCCUGUUCCUGUGCUGUAAUUUUCUUUGUUCUUUGUUAUUCUUUGUUCUAAUCCUGUUUUCUAUGUUUAUGUUGAAGAUACAGGAUGGAAUCUUUCAUUAUGGAAUAUAAGUCAAGCAUGGAACACAUUUGUGAUCAUCACUUCCACUCAAGGGCAGAUAAAGGUUUCUUAGAAGAGCAUGCAGUUUUCAGCUCAUUAUAUAUAGAACUGCAACAGCAAUUUGUAUGAAACAGAUAGUUUCCAGAUAAGUUUUGGAUGCAAGAAUUCCUAACUGGAGAAGCUACAGAGUUCUAAACAGGAGACAAUUUAUUUUCUGAAGAAAGAACUUAUCACAUGACAAAAUACAAAUAUAGACUUUUUGCAACAACAUUCCCUCUUCCAUCCUGCUUUACUGAAAGGUUUAGUUCCUUACUGUAAUUUGAAUUCAGUACCUCACCUAAGCAAUUGUCUUAUACGAUAUGUUUGAGUCUGAAUUUGUUGUCACCCAACUUCCACAAACACAAAUUUAGUACGACAGGACAGUAUUCAGGAGCCUGAACUCAAAUUUUACUUUCCCUCACUUAUAGGUACCAACUCUGGUGCCAGUAAUGCCACAGAGGAUGUUCUCAGGUAACUGCACAAAUCAGGGAGCAAAUCUAAGAACUUCCUAGUUCGAAUGUUCCAAAUGCAUAUUGUCUGAACUCUGAGGCAAAUAAUUAAGCUAUUUGGAGAAGAAUGCUUGAGAGCAUCUACUUAAUCAAAGUGAAAAUCUACAAACAGCAUUUACUACAUCUGAUUGGAGUGUCUUAAAGAUGAUCAGAAGGUAACGAGAUGAAAAGUUGUAAGAAUUUCAUAGUGGGGAGUCUGGAUGGUUGGAGGGAUAUGUGCCAUUGGUGAAGUGAACAAAGGAGGACAUGCAAAAUGAUCAAUAUCAGAAGAAUCAAGGAUUUAGACAAGAAGGCUAUAGUGAUGAAAAAUGAUGGGAAGGAAAAGAGUCAAAAUGGAUGCAAAUAACACAGAUGAAAAGGGCAAAUUCGACAUGCGGAGAAUUGUCGGUUAAUUAGGUCAACAGUUACAGCAGUUGCAGUCUCCCACUGCUGAUGACAUUGUGGUGCCCCUGUGCCCUGUUGCCAACUCCACAAGAGUUGCCACUGCAUUCUUCCCCACCAACCAAUCAUGAGUGGCAAAAAAAAAGUGAAUAGCCAAGAUCUUUUCUCUUGGCUGGGGGAGUCCAAAACUUGGGCAAUAGGUUUAAGGUGAGAGGUGAAAGAUUUAAAAGGGACUUGAGGGGCAACUUUUUCAUUGAGAGGAUGGCGCAUGUACGGAAUGAGCUGCCAGAUGAAGUGGUGGAGGUGGGUGCAAUUGCAGUAUUCAAAAGGCAUCUGGAUGGGUAUGUGAAUAGAAAAGUUUGGACAGAUAUGGGCUAAAUGCUGGCAAAUGAGACUAGAUCAGUUUUGGAUAUUUGGUUGGCAUGACCAAGAUGGGCCAAAGUGUCUGUUUCUAUGUUGUAUAACUUUAUGACCUCAGUGACGGAAAGAAUCAUCAUCAGUCCUCUCUGUUGACACCCACUCACUGUCAAUAUGUUCACCGAUGCUCAGGUUUGGUCUUGCCAGUAACAACUUGGCUCCAAUCACAUGACUGCCUUAGCAAAGUGUGGAGCUGGAUGAACACAGCAGGCCAAGCAGCAUCUUAGAAUACAAUUUUAACCUCACUGCGAAGCCUCUUCCAGGGAUGCCUAACCGAAAGAAGUUGCCCUCCUCCCUCUGGACAAACCUCAGGGGAUCUCUCUCCCACUGCAAUUCUCUUGUAAUCUCUUCAGCCUUGGAACUGCUUGACCAUGUCCUGAAGCAAACCAGGUACUACAGCCACGUCACCUUCCUCAGCAGCUGCUGACAGAACCAGAUCAUCCCCAAUGGACUACAGUCCACAUUCAAGCCUUCCCAAUUUGGCUCCAACUGUGACUAUAUCUACAUUCAGAACAUUGAGACCCUUCAGAAGAGUUUCUCCCUGCGAGUCCUGAAACACACACUUGCAGCAAUGCGCCGGUAUCUCCAGGCACUGCACUCCAGCCUAACCCAGCUCAGAGCCUUCCUCUCCCAGACUUGCAAAGGACCUCUCCUGUUUUUUAUUCUCCAUAGGAUCCACAACCUGAACUCACAAUUCUACUCAGCUUUACUGGACACUAAAAACCAUAAGUACAGCUAACUCACUGGUCUCUGCCACCUAACACGGGAUUCCUCCACCUCCCAAAUCCCCAGCCUGACCCUGCAUCUUCCCCACAAUGUACUCGCUGCCAUUGGCCAUGAGGCCACUGCCGGACAACACACAGAUGAUGUCACAUCUGCCACUGCCGGGUACACCACUUCCAGGACAGCGAACACAACCGCUGCUGUAGCCACCGUCGCCACUUCUGCAACCAACACCACAGAUGUUACCGUCACUGCUACUGCCGCCGCCUACCCUGCUCCACCCACCACUGACACCGCUUCACCCAUCAUGGACGCGGACGCAACUCCGUCCACUGCCAGCACUAUACCCACCGCCGACGCUGACACAACUCCACCCACUGCUGAUGUCAACGGAACCCCGCCCACCGCUCAUGCCGACGGACCCCACCCACAACCAACGCCGACAUAGCUCCGCCCACAGCCGAUGCCGAUAUCGCUCCGCCCACAGCCUGCACAGCCAACAGCUGCAGAGGAGACAGCAUCACUGAGCCCUGCCGAAUCAUCACCAUCCCCCCAGAUCUCUCCCAUACUGAGGACGAACAGUCAGUCCUCAGUAAGGGGCUCACCUUUGUUCCCCCUCCACCCACUCAUCAACGAAUACCAGUGAUGUCUGGAGAUCGAGCAGUUUUUCCGCCGCCUCUGCCUCCAUGCUUACUUCUCUAACUAGGAGCCUAACCCUCCCUCCACUGACCCCCUUCUCCCGCCUCCAACACAAGUCCUCCUCCUGGACACCACUCCAAGGCCUCCUACCCUCCCUUGACCUCUUCAUCUCCAACUGCCGUCGAGAUAUCAAUCGCCUCAACCUCUCCACCCCUCUCACCCACUCCAGCCUCUCCCCCGCAGAACAUGCAGCCCUCCGCUCCAACCUCGACCUCAUCAUAAAAUCCGCGGACAAGGGAGGCGAAGUUGUAGAAUGGCGCACUGACCUUUACAUCGUUGAGGCCAGACACCAACUCUCUGACACCUCCUCCUACGGCUCCCUGGAUCAUGACCCCACCUCCAAGCACCAGACCAUCAUCUCCCAAACCAUCCACAACCUCAUCACCUCAGGUGACCUCCCACCCACAGCCUGCAACCUCAUUGUUCCCCAACCUCGCGCUGCCCGCUUCUAUCUCCUUCCCAAAAUCCACAAACCUGCCUGCCCUGGCCGACCCAUUGUCUCCACCUGCUUCUGCCCCACUAAACUCAUCUCCACCUAUCUGGACUCCAUUUUCUCCCCCUUGGUCCAGGAACUCCGUACCUACGUCUGUGACACCACCCACACCCUCCACCUCCUCCAGAACUUCCAAUUCCCCGGUUCCCAACACCUCAUUUUCACCAUGGACAUCCAGUCCCUAUACACCUGCAUUCCCCAUGCAGACGGCCUAAAGGCCGUCCGCUUCUUCCUGUCCCGUAGGCCCAACCAGUCCGCCUCCACCGACACCCUCAUCCACCUAGCCAAACUUAUCCUUACCCUCAACAACUUCUCUUUUGAUUCCUCCCACUUCCUACAGACAAAUGGGGUGGCCAUGGGUAUCUGCAUGGGCCCAAGCUAUGCCUGCCUCUUUGUAGGUUACGUGGAACAAUCCCUUUUCCGCACCUACACUUGCCCUAAACCCCACCUCUUCCUCCGUUGCAUUGACAACUGUAUCGGCGCCACCUUGUGCUCCCACGAGGAGCUCAAACAGUUCAUCCACUUCACCAACACCUUCCACCCCAACCUCAAGUUCACCUGGGCCAUCUCCAACACAUCCCUCACCUUCCUGGACCUCUCUAUCUCCAUUGCAGGCAACCACCAGAAACCAAUAUCCAUUUCAAGCCCAACAACUCCCACAGCGACCUAGAAUGCACCUUCUCCAACCCACCUUCCUGCAAAAUUCCAUCCCCUAUUCCCAAAUCCUUUGCCUCCGCCGCAUCUGCUCCCAGAAUGAGGCAUUCCACUCCCGUAUAUCCCAGAUGUCCUUGUUCUUUAAGGACCACAACUUCCUUCUUGCAAUGGUCAAGAAUGCCCUCAACUGUGUCUCCUGCAUUUCCUGCAACUCAUCCCUCACACCCUGCCCCUCAAUAACUGCCAAAAGAGAAUCCCCCUCGUCUUCACAUACCACCCCACCAACAUCUGGAUCCAACGCAUCAUCUCUCAACAUUUCCACCAUCUGCAAAUCAACCCCACCACCAAAGACAUUUUUCCAUCCCCACCCUUGUCUGCCUUCUGGAGGGACCACUCUCUCCGUGACUCCCUUGUCCGCUCCACACUCCCCUCCAACCCCACCACACCUGGCACUUUCCCCUGCAACCGCAGGAACUGCUACACUUGCCCCCACAUCUUCUCCCUCACCCCCAUCCCAGGCCCCAAGAAGACUUUCCACAUCAAGCAGAUGUUCACCUGCACAUCUGCCAGUGUGGUAUACUGCAUCCGCUGUACCCCUUGCAGCCUCCUCUACAUCGGGGAAACCAACCGGAGGCUUGGGGACUGCCUUGCAGUACAUCUACGCUCAGUUCGCAAUAAAAAACUGCACCUCCCAGUCAUGAACCAUUUCAACACCCCCUCGCAUUCCUUAGACGACAUGUCCAUCAUGGGCCUCCUGCAGUGCCACAAUGAUGCCACCCAAAGGUUGCAGAAACAGCAACUCAUAUUCCACUUGGGAACCCUGCAGCCCAAUGGCAUCAAUGUGGAUUUCACAAGCUUCAAAAUCUCCCCUCCCCCACUUCAUCCCAAAACCAGCCCAGCUCAUCCCCGCCUCCCUGAUCUGUUCUUUCUCUCACCUAUCCCCUCCUCCCACCUCAAGCCGCACCUCCAUUCCCUACCUUCUAACCUCAGCCCGUCCCCUUGACCUGUCCGUCCUCCCCCGACUGACCUAUCUCCUCCCUACUUCCCCACCUACACUCACCUCUACUGGCUCUAUCCCUGCCCCUUUAACUUGUCUGUCUCGUCUCCACCUAUCUCCUGCUCUAACCAUCUUCGAUCCGCCUCCCCCUGUCUCCCUAUUUUUUUCAGAACCCUCUCCCCCUCCCCCUUUUCUGAUGAAGGGUCUAGGCCUGAAACAUCAGCUUUUGUGCUCCUAAGAUGCUGCUUGGCCUGCUGUGUUCAUCCAGCUCCACACUUUGUUAUGUUGGAUUCUCCAGCAUCUGCAGUUCCCAUUAGCUCUGACUGCCUUCGCAACUGAGUGCCACAAGAGCGUACAAAGUAGCAGGCCUUGAAACUUAAAACAGCCUUUAACCAAGCAAUACAUGAAUGAGCUGCAAGAAAACCAAAGUCAUUCAGGGUUAUAGAGCAGUCACAGCAGCCAUAUUUGAUAACAUUAGAUGCUUGUGUUUGCCGGAGAAAAAUCAUCACUGUAGAGAUUUCUCAAAAAUGUGUUAAUUUUCUAUCUCCCUGCUGUUUCUUACAAGUGUCAGUUUAAUAACAUACUUCCUUGUGAAUUUUCAUGCAAAUUGAUGCAAAAUAAAUGGAGUGUGAGCAGUCCUAAUAUUUGGAGCACUUGUCCACAGUAUA